AUGGCUGGGUUGGUCGCUCGAGUUCGGCCGGUGUGCAGGGGGUGUCUAUCAAAAGCGCAGUCAACAUACAUACAAGCUCGGUACAGCAGCUCUACACGGGGUACCAGCGACGGCGUCAACAGCAUCAACAGCACCAACAACAACAACGAUAAUGGCGGGAAGAAGAUGAUGCAGCUGAGUGAAUCGCAAAAGGCAUACCUGAGCAGCGCCCUCCGAGUCAACCACGCCGGCGAGCUGGCAGCAACGCUCAUCUACGCGGCCCAGAGUCCCCCCGUCCUGCGUUCACACCCGCACCUUCGCCCGCUGAUGAAACACAUGUACGACCAGGAAGCCGGCCAUUUCUCUGUCUUCACUGAGAUGCUAGGCUCCCACCGCGUGCGUCCAACGGCCAUGUACCCCGUCUGGCAGGCCGCAGCAACUUUUCUCGGCUGGUCGACGGGCGUGAUGGGCCGGGAAGCCGCCAUGGCAUGCACGGAAGCCGUAGAGACAGAGAUAGGAACACACUACAACGACCAGAUACGGGUUCUGGCGGGCUGGAUGGAAGACGCCGAGAGCCGUGGGGAGGUGGUGCCGGACGACCUGAGGCAGCUGGUGCAGACGUUGAAGCGGAUCAGGGACGAGGAGCUCGAGCAUCUGGAUCACGCGGUCGAGAAUGAUGCAAAGGAGGCCAAACCGUACGAACCGCUUAUAGGAGUCAUCAGACUGGGCUGCCGGGCUGCCAUCCAGAUCUCCCAGCGAGUAUAA
This is a messenger RNA of Nannizzia gypsea CBS 118893, 744 nucleotides long. RefSeq names its product catabolite repression protein CAT5. Gene Ontology annotation, cellular component: mitochondrial inner membrane. The record is from RefSeq and is a predicted model, not a curated record. The transcript has a single exon. Lineage: Eukaryota; Fungi; Ascomycota; Eurotiomycetes; Onygenales; Arthrodermataceae. Gene Ontology annotation, biological process: ubiquinone biosynthetic process. Gene Ontology annotation, molecular function: 3-demethoxyubiquinol 3-hydroxylase activity. The coding region runs from base 1 to 744 and encodes 247 amino acids.